This is a messenger RNA of Mercenaria mercenaria, 1267 nucleotides long. RefSeq lists its product as uncharacterized. NCBI's taxonomy places the organism in Eukaryota, Metazoa, Mollusca, Bivalvia, Venerida, Veneridae. Bases 419 to 1132 code for a protein of 237 amino acids. The record is from RefSeq and is a predicted model, not a curated record. Gene Ontology annotation, cellular component: membrane. The transcript has 5 exons. Gene Ontology annotation, molecular function: tumor necrosis factor receptor binding. Gene Ontology annotation, biological process: immune response.
CUCAAUAUGCAAGAAUCUUGUAAAGAGGGUCAUCAUUUGUGUGAACAAAUAUUGGAUAACGGAUUAUCUAUAAAGAAACUUACUGAAGAACAAACACAGGGCCUUCAGAAUUCAAUUGCCCACACAAGUCAAGAACAAUCUAACUAUAUUAACGAAGUGAUCCAGGAACAGACAGGGGAGUUAACCGGACGUCAGACAGAACAAAAUAGAGAACAGGCAGAAGACUUAAAGGAUUUUUUAACAGAUAUAAUCGAAGAAAAAAGCGCUUCUCUGAACGGAAGUAUCAAGCAAAGUUUGUGCUAUUCAAAGAAAAUCCUGGCGGCUCUUUUCAUCACUCUGAUCUUAAUCAUUGUGUUACUUAUUAAAACCCUAUGGUAGGACACUCUGUUUUCAAAGAAAUUAAGCGCUUGUUUGGACAAUGCCAGACUUACCUAAAACCGUUACUAAUGACAAAAUAUGUUUGCCGUCUGAAAAUGGUAUUCUUCGCUGUGGAAAUGCACCGGAUUUAAUACAUGGAUUUUUAGGGAGGGUUAUUGCCGCAAAGUAUGCCAAGGUGAAACAAGAGGAGGAGAAGCGGCAACAAAAAUAUCUGAACGAAAACCGAGUCCGCCAGAUGGAAAUUUUGGACAAAUAUGUUUGGGAAAUGAAGCCAGCUGCUAAACUAACGGGAAAAGAACAGCCAAAGCAAACUAAAAAGAGUCAUGCAGAUAUGACGUCUGUACGAGUUUGGCGCCAUGGGAGAGAACUCUACGAUACAAGUGGGUUUGAACGUUACGGCGUGCGAUAUAGAAAUGGUCGUUUAGCUGUCCCCGUAUCAGGCACUUACUUCGUAUAUUCUUAUGUGGACUUUUUCGAACCGUGCGUCCCCUCCACCGACAAACCAAAUGUUAAGAAUGCAAGUGUACCAAUAAGUAUGCCUUGCGAUACAAGUGGGUUUGAACGUUACGGCGUGCGAUAUAGAAAUGGUCGUUUAGCUGUCCCCGUAUCAGGCACUUACUUCGUAUAUUCUUAUGUGGACUUUUUCGAACCGUGCGUCCCCUCCACCGACAAACCAAAUGUUAAGAAUGCAAGCGUACCAAUACGUAUGCCUUAUUUAAGUUUAAUAUUUUGGACGCAGACGAGUCUGAAAUAGUUUCAAGCGUUCAGCCGCACAUAAUCUCCAGCAAUCGAUACUUCAAUUCAUACAUUAGUUACGUAUCCACACUUGCUGAAUUAAAAGCAGGAGACGAAAUAUCUGUGAAAGUAUCCAAUAUAACGUAUGGAUAAU